Messenger RNA from Eutrema salsugineum, 621 nucleotides. Its product is annotated as retrovirus-related Pol polyprotein from transposon TNT 1-94. Lineage: Eukaryota; Viridiplantae; Streptophyta; Magnoliopsida; Brassicales; Brassicaceae. The record is from RefSeq and is a predicted model, not a curated record. The transcript has a single exon. Bases 1 to 621 code for a protein of 206 amino acids. Gene Ontology annotation, molecular function: nucleic acid binding.
AUGAUUGGUUCAAGACCAGAUUUAGCUUAUGCUGUGGGUGUUCUUAGCAGGUUCAUGUCAAAACCAGGCCAAGAGCACUGGGCAGAUGUUAAGUGGGUUUUGAUAUAUUUGAGGGGUGCAUCAAAGGUUAAUCUCACGUUUGUUAAAGGUUCAAGUUUCAGUGUUGAAGGGUACUGUGAUUCUGACUAUGCUACAGAUUUGGAUAGAAGGAGAUCAGUGACAGGUUAUGUUUUCAAAGUUUGGGGAAAUACAGUUUGUUGGAGAUCAAAUUUACAGUCUGUGGUGGCCCUUUCAACAACUGAAGCUGAGUACAUGGCUCUUUCUUCAGCCGUGAAAGAGGCCAUUUGGUUAAAAGGCAUUUGCGAUGAAUUGGGUUUUUCACAAGGGAGUGUUAAAAUCCAUUGUGAUUCACAGAGUGCAUUGGCGCUUGCAAAGAACUCUGUGUAUCACGAACGGACGAAGCAUGUCGCUACUAAGUACCAUCAUAUAAGGGAUAUUGUUGCACAAGGUGAUGUUACACUAUUCAAGAUUCAUACAAGUAGGAAUCCAGCAGAUUUUCUAACUAAAGCCUUACCUGGGCCUAAGUUUGAGCUCUGCUGUGAUCUCUUAAACAUCGUUUAG